CCAAUUAAUUAGGUGAACAUUUGUUUUGGAAACUGAAUGUAUGUAAUAGGCACACAAUGGAGGAUUCAGUGAAGCUUUUAACAACAUGUAUUAUGGCAUUUAUGUCAAAUAUACAUAUUUGUCAUUUCAUUAAUUACAAUCAAUGUGCUGUGUACAUCGUUAUAACCUCUUAAUAUCCAGUUACUGACUACUUGUGUAGUUGUUUACUCUAUUACUCCAGUAACAAUACUUUGACCUGAAUACUGUGUCUGUGUGUUGGUAGCUGUUUAGCUAGCUUGUUGUUUUUAGCCUGUUAGCUUUGUUUAGCUAGUAGCUGAGGGGGGGCGGUGCAGGUGUUCUUGUCGCUUUGGUAACCAGAGCGUCAGGGAGGUAAAUGGAGCCGAGUCGAGCCGAGCCGAGUCGAGCCGAGCCGAGCCGAGCCGAGCCGAGCUAAGGUCGGACAAAAAGCUGCACCACACACACACUGCGGAGCAGAGCUAACUUCAGACAUCAUGGACAACUGUGACCUAGAGAAACUAAGCGUCUCUGCGGGGAGCCUCCAUCCGGACUUCACACCGGAAGUGACGGACUACACGGUGACGGUGGAGAGCGGUGUGGACGCAGUGACCGUGGAUGUGGUCACGAGUGACUGUGCAGCGUCACACUACAUGCUCUCUGGAGACGGGUCCAGCCUCAUUAGCCUGAGUGAUGGGCUGAACAGGGUGGACGUGGAGGUGGUGGCUGAGGACGGAACCUUGAAGACAUACCGUGUGGACAUCACCAGGCUGUCUGCAAAGGUCUCACAGCUCAGAGCUCUGACUGUGGACGGAGACGUUCUACUGCAUCCGGCCUUUACCUCCAACGUCUACGAAUACAAGAGUGAGUGGAGACACUCGGGCAUCGUUCCCUUCCACUGUGAGGCUGUGACGCUUUGUCCCGAGGUGCAGGACCGACGCAUCACAGUCACAGUGAACGGAACCGACGCCUCUCGACGCGUCCCUGUGAACUUUGGAGACACCGCGCUGCAGAUCUCCGUCCGGUCAGCAGAUGGCAGUAAUUCACAGGUGUACACGGUGCUGGUGACUCGAGAGCUCGUGCCGCUGCCGGUGACCUUCACUGAUGGGAAGCAGCAGCUGGACUAUGAAUGCCCGGUGUCCCUGAGUGCUUUUUAUAGGCCGGUAUCUAUCAGCCACAGUGACCCGAAGCAGACCCUCUCCAGGCCUUAUAGUGAGAUGCUGGCACGGAGACCAAGAGUGGACCCACUUAGCGCCUGUCCUCUGGGGGACGGCUGGAAGGUCGUGGAGCGGGACCUCGACGGGGAGAUGUCUGCUGCUCCGGUCAAGUGCUUCUUUGUUUACCGAGGUAAAGCCGUGGAAGGUUUGUCUGGAGCGCAGCUGCUGUGGAGGAAAGGCUCCUCAUGGUUUGUGUUAAAGGUCAGAGGGUGGGGGGACUGUCUGAAGCUGGAGAGAGAGGAGGAAGGUAACUGUCUCCAGGACACGGCUCAGUAACUGAGGAAGACAACGUUUUAAUGAUGUGGUAUUCUCCAGAGUUCCUCUCUUACUGUUUAUGUUAAUACACAGUUGACCUACACUGAGAUUUUUGUAGAUCCACUAAAUUUGAUAACAAAUACCCACUGUAACGAAUACUGGCUGUAAAGAAUACCCGCUGUAAAGA
Molecule: messenger RNA, 1653 nt
Organism: Platichthys flesus (European flounder)
Lineage: Eukaryota; Metazoa; Chordata; Actinopteri; Pleuronectiformes; Pleuronectidae
Exons: 5
Coding region: 492-1487 (331 amino acids)
Source: RefSeq, a predicted model, not a curated record